AUGACCCUUAUUGGAUUAAUUAUCGCUUUCUGUAUUAUUCCGUCAGCUGUCAACGCUGAUUGUCUCUCAGGGAACUGGACAACGCGUGUUGAUACAGAUGGAAAUACGUAUGGCUAUCAAGUACUUGCGAAAGACUGGCUUAAUUUUUAUGAGGCCCGUGCUCUAUGUCUCGGAGUUGGAGGAGAUGUGGCAUCUAUUCACAGUGGUACUGAAAACGAGUUUGUCCGAAAAUUGGCAGCACCAUAUAUUAUCGGGUGCCAAACAAAUAAAACAACAUGUGGUGCUAGAGCUACUACAAGCCUUGAUACUGUUUUAAGUGUAGUUUGGUUAGGAAUGCACCGGUGUCAAUAUUUUCCAAGUUACAAUGCUACUGUUGAUUGUGUCAAUUCGGAUAGAACGCCAUGCGAUUAUGGAGCUACAAAUGCUGUAAUUCUUACUGGUCCUUCUCCUUUUCCAUGGGCCUGGGGAAAUCCUUCAGGAUCUGACAGCGGAGGGGGAGGUAAAUUUUUAUUUAAAAAUAAGACCUAG
This is a messenger RNA of Meloidogyne enterolobii, 528 nucleotides long. The record is from the annotation of a GenBank genome assembly. Lineage: Eukaryota; Metazoa; Nematoda; Chromadorea; Rhabditida; Meloidogynidae.